AUGGUGCAGCUCCUCGCGUUUGCAGUCCUGCUCCAGCUUUUCCAGUUUCCCGCGCAGGCACAAUUUGAGCUGCAGUGGAUCAUGAAGGCUGUUCCCGAGCGCUGCCAGAUGCUGACAGUUCGUAGCCCAGCCGAGUGCUGCGAGGUUCUUCCUGGAAAGUCCAAAGAAUUGAUUUGGCAGCACGCCGUGUUGCCAUGUGGCGCCGCUGGUUCGGUUUGGGCCUAUCUGCGCGUGAAAGAUGCCAUUUGUUUCCCGGGCAUUGUACGUCUUGUCGUAGCUCAUUUCGUGGAUGACUCCUUCAUGAUCGAAGGUGAGUCGGUUAUCGUUUUGCUCAUUAAAGAAGUGCGUGCAGCCUUGGGGUUCCGCGUGAAGAAGGCCAAAGAGAAGCCGCCCGCAGCUACGCAAGGAAUCGACCGCAUCCGCAAGAUUCAGCUGUUGAUAGAUGGCGUACUUGAAUCUAGCCAACAGAUGGCGGCCAAUUCUCUGGUCGGUGCUAAGCGUGUGUCAGUCUUGUAUGCUGAUGCUUUCAUUACGCUGCAAGGGUGCUGGGAUGAAGCCGAUUCGCUCGGCUGUCAGCGUUUUUGUCCCAAGUCCGCGCGCUUGUACAAUUUUUUUUUGCAUGUUCAGUGCGGCGAGAGUGCUAAUCUUCGGGACCAGUUCUCCAAGCUCGUCGACGAGGUCACCGAGCGCAAGUCCACGAGCACAUGCGCGCGCUUGAGUGGCGAAGUCACACUGUUCGGUUGGCUGGAAGGGGAGAUGAGCUAUUGGGAUGUUCCACAGGGCCGUGCGCUUCUGCGCGUCUCUGCUGGUCGCCCCAUGGAAGGUUGCAAGGUGGUCCUCACGGAUCUACGGGAUCAGAAGCCUGCCGCAAGCCUGGAGCCUGCAGAGAUCGCUUUUGGAGGGCCUUUCAUUGCCCGUGGUUACCUGGGAAGGCCGGAUCUGGAUGCGAAAGCCUUUGUCAGCGACUUCACGGCCAAGCCACGCAAAAACAUCUCGUCAAGUGGAUCCUUGGCCGACUUCCGCUUUUGCCCAUGCGGACUUUGCACCCUGUCUUUCAGAUUGUGA
Molecule: messenger RNA, 1065 nt
Organism: Symbiodinium pilosum
Lineage: Eukaryota; Dinophyceae; Suessiales; Symbiodiniaceae
Source: the annotation of a GenBank genome assembly